Molecule: messenger RNA, 1290 nt
Organism: Lecanosticta acicola
Lineage: Eukaryota; Fungi; Ascomycota; Dothideomycetes; Mycosphaerellales; Mycosphaerellaceae
Source: the annotation of a GenBank genome assembly
AUGUGUAAGCUCACGACUUUCACGGCUACUGCCGCUCUUCUCGCAUUGCCCGCUCUCGGUCAGCUUUCGCAAUUCGUCCAAUAUACUCCAAAAGGCGACGAUACCUUGGUCGAACGCUCUGAUCCUAUCGAGCAUCCGCACACCCUCAGCGCUCAUGUCCACCAAGUCUUUGGAGCAAACAAUUUUAGUCCGGAUGCCAGCUACAAUGCUCUCCAGAAGUCCGAUUGUACGACGGUAGGCUCUGCAUCUGGUGAUGGCAAUGCCGCGGACAAGAGCAGCUACUGGCAUCCUUCUCUCUACAUGGAAGCCAAGGAUGGCACCGGCUACGUUCGCGUACGAACGUCUGGCCACAAAAUCUACUACCGCGACGCUGGCUCUCAUCACGACAAGAAAGCCAGCCCCUUUGAGUUUCCCGAGGGCUUUCGCAUGAUCGCUGGUGACGCUCGUAUGCGUGCUGCUGCUUCCCAGAUUCCUAGGCAGAACAUUACUCAAUGGAUCUGUCACAGCUCUGGGCCAUGGAAUGAAGGCACAGAUGGGGGUUUCCCGACUGGAGUAACAGACUGCAACGCCUAUCCGGGCUUCAACGGCGCCAUCCAUUUCCCACACUGCUGGAACGGCAAGGACUUCGACCAAUCCGAUCCGAGCGCACACGUGGCCUACCCAGAAGACAACAUCCAAGAUGGCGCUUGCCCAAGCAGCCACCCAAUCCGCCUUCCACAUAUCUUCAUGGAGAACCAAUUUGAUCUACAUUCCAUCGCUGACCAAGUCAAGCCUGGCUCCUUCGUCCUCUCCCAGGGCGAUAACACUGGCUAUGGCUGGCACGUCGACUUCUUCAACGGUUGGACCUCAGGUGCCAUCCCGGAACUCCUGAGCAGUUGCCCCAAGUCAGCUUGGGGAAACGAAGAUAUCGGCACCUGUCCGGGUUUCAAGAAGUUUGCAACGAAGACGAAGGCUUGCAAACUGAAGAGGACGUAUCAUGAGAAUGUGGAUACUCCAGGCCAUGCGCUUCCUGGUUGCAACCCGGUCACAGACGUGAAUCCGGCACCGAAGAGGCCUGUCGCUGCGCUUGGAAAAGCUGAAUCAAACUGUGCAGCAGCAGGUUCUUCUGACGGUAAGGGCAGUGGGUCUUCUGGCGGUAAGGACAGUGAGUCUUCUGGCGGUAAGGGCCGUGAGUCUUCUGGCGGUAAGGACAGUGGGUCUUCUGCAGAAGAAGGCUUUAUUGGCGCGGCACCUAAACACCAUCAUCAACAUUCUGGUGGGCAUUCGCAUCACCAUGACUCCAAACCCUAA